Messenger RNA from Gracilinanus agilis (Agile Gracile Mouse Opossum), 1432 nucleotides. It is a transcript of the gene TRAPPC2, whose product is annotated as trafficking protein particle complex subunit 2. Gene Ontology annotation, cellular component: nucleus; TRAPP complex; cytoplasm. The record is from RefSeq and is a predicted model, not a curated record. Gene Ontology annotation, biological process: endoplasmic reticulum to Golgi vesicle-mediated transport. The transcript is spliced from 4 exons. The coding region runs from base 92 to 394 and encodes 100 amino acids. NCBI's taxonomy places the organism in Eukaryota, Metazoa, Chordata, Mammalia, Didelphimorphia, Didelphidae.
UCUAGUUGGAACCUGUUUUGAGGACAAAAGGUGGUUGGUGUUUUCGGUGCAGGUACCCCGUCCUGCCCACUGGACCUAUUUUUUGGAGACAAUGUCUGGAAGCUUCUACUUUGUAAUUGUAGGACAUCAUGAUAAUCCAGUCUUUGAAAUGGAAUUUUUACCAGCUGGAAAAGUGGAAUCUAAGAAUGUGAUGUACUUAACUAUUUUACAUAUGAGAUUUAUUAUGCUUCAUGAUGUAAGACAAGAAGAUGGAAUAAAGAACUUCUUUAGUGAUGUCUAUGAUUUAUAUAUAAAGUUUGCAAUGAAUCCAUUUUAUGAACCAAAUUCACCCAUUCGAUCAAGUGCAUUUGACAGAAAAGUUCAAUUUCUUGGGAAGAAACACCUUCUAAGCUGAAUACAGAUAAUUCUUAAAUACGGAUGUCAAUAUGCAUUGUAAGUAGCUAAGAGCCAAUCAAGUCUACUAUGUCUAGUCUGGGCUCUUUAGGCCUCUGUAAAUUAACCUCCUUUCUAGUUAGAAAGAUAAGUCACCUUUUCUUGUCAUUGUUACUGAUGAUCCAAUCAAAAUAACAUACUUUUGAAAAGUACCAUAUUUAUAUAGAAUGCUAGAUGAAGUGCCCAGACAAUUUUUUCGCUUUAAAAAUUGGACUUUAUUCUGACUACUCUAAUAUUGUCUUAAUUUGAACUGUAAAUUAGCAAAUGUUAUAAUGUUGAUUUGGUUGACAUCUCUUAAACUGAAAUAAUAUAAGUUGGCUCACAAUAUGAAGUACAAUUUGCAGCAUAAACAUGUAAUUUUUAUUUAUAAAUUUCUAAAGCUAUUUAGGCAAUAUUCAUACUGCUGAAGAAAAGUUUUUUUUGUCAAAUUUUGAAGUAGGUAUUUAUCUGAUAGCAUUGAGUAUUUUAAGUAGUCUGGUGCAAUAGUACCAAAAAGACAGAGAAUGGAUAGAAACCUGACUAUAAAUAAAAUGAAGUUGUUGCUGAGACCAAAAGUUAACUGUAAACAAUAUACCUUUGCAUAAUCUUUUAUCAUUGUUAUUUAUUUGGAAUCUUAGGCUAUGUUGCAAUGUUUUCUUUUUCAAUAAGAAUAGCAAGAAUGACUGUAUUUCCUUUUGAUAAGUUUCAUGCUUUUAUAAAGGUAUUUCAGUUAUUUGCAUAUUUUAGCUUUCAAGAAUAUCCUCAAUCAAAUUAAAGUUUGGCAGUCUAAUAAUAAACACAUAGGCUCUAACUAGGAAAGUUGACUGGAGGGGGUUGCAUUGAAUGUUUGUGGACUUGAGUGUAUCUUUUUGCAUUGUAGUAUGUAUAGAAUCUUAUUCUGUAAAUUAUGUAUUAUGUUUAUAAAACUGAUAUGAUCAUAAACAAAUAGUUCCUGAAAAAAACUGAUGUUUAGAAAAAUGUUACUGAAUUCAGUAUAAUAAAAAGGAAUGCUAAGUUUUAA